AAAUAGAUAGUUCAAGAGUUUUGUUUUUUAUUUUUAUUAUUUUAUUUAUUUAUUUGUUUUGUUUUGUUUUUUUUUUUUUUUUGAGUUAAGGGGAUUAGAUUAGUUAUUGGCCCAUGGUUUAGGGUUUUUUUUUUCCACUUUACCCUGUUAAAUAUGAGAAGUCUAAGAUCGGUUGUAGAAAGCGAAACCAUAAACUCUAUAAAGGAGAACUACUAUUAAUUCGUCCUCACUCCCCGACUCCGCCUUCAACGCUCCACGCCUCGUUCUGCUAGCUAGAGAGAGAAAUAAACCAUGGCAGAUAUAGAGAGAAGUCCUUCUCAUCGUCAGCUUUCUCUCUGCAACUACUUUCCUGGAAAUUUUCUUCCCACAAGAAAGAAUCAAAGAAAAUGAGCGUCAUAGACGUUUUAUACCGAGUUGAUGCUAUUUGCAAGAAAUACGAAAAGUACGACUUCGACAAGCAGCAAGAGCUCAAUGCCUCCACCAGUGACGCCUUUGCUCGCAUCUACUCGGCUUUCGAAUCUGAAAUCGAAGCUGCUAUUCGCAAAUCGGAAAUUGCGUCCGUGGAGAAGAGUAGGGCCUAUGUGGUUGCGAUGAAUGCAGAGAUUCGUCGAACAAAGGCUCGGCUAUUGGAAGAAGUUCCUAAAUUACAGAAAUUGGCGCUGAAGAAGGUCAAAGGACUUUCUAAAGAAGAACUAGCUACCCGUAGUGAUCUGGUUCUUGCACUACCUGAGAGAAUUCAAGCUAUACCAGAUGGCACCACAGUUGCAGGCAAACAAACUGCACCCUGGGCAGCUUUAGCUUCUCAUAAGAAAAUCAAAUUUGACUCAGAUGGAUGCUUUGACAGCGAAUUGUUUCAACAAACUGAAGAAUCAAGCCAAUUUAGGGAAGAAUAUGAAAUGCGGAAAUUAAAACAGGAUCAAGGCCUAGACAUAAUAUCAGAAGGUUUGUCCACUCUGAAGGAUUUAGCUCAUGAUAUGAAUGAGGAAUUGGAUAGGCAAGUCCCAUUGCUUGAUGAAAUCGAUACAAAGGUAGAUAGGGCAACAACUGACAUUAAGAAUACUAAUGUUAGAAUCAAGGAAAAUCUUCAUAAGAUAAGAUCCAGCCGAAACUUUUGUGUCGACAUAAUUCUGUUGUGUAUUAUUCUGGGAAUCGCAUCAUAUUUAUACAAUAUACUGAAGUAAAUUAUCCUAAAACGUUUCUCAUACUUCUGGAUUGAUAUUCCUGCUGUCCGUCAUAAUGGCAUUGGUAAGAUCUGGGACUGUCAAACAUGAAAAUGAAGGUUCAAGUGGGAGGACAGCCAGUUUGUGCAAAUAAUACCGAAGUUUAGGUCUGUACCCCGUCCGCCCUUCCCAACGUUUUUAAUUAAAUGGGAGCUUACUGCAUAAUGGCCUUUUAGAUUAUAGGAUUGAUUGCCUGAGACUAUAUCAGCACUACCUCAUUCUGGGUCAGCAGGUGUUACUGGUAUAUGGACAGAUUGUACAACUUUUCUUCUAAUAAAAAAUAUUAUUGCUUUCAAUUGUAUUUAUUUCAUGAUAAAUUUGUUUACUGUGAUAUCAUGUAGAUUGCCUCCUUUAAGUUUCUUUAAUCGUGAGACUUAUAAAAAAAAAAGAAAAAGAAAAGUUUCUUUAAUCGUGAGGAGAAUGAAUGUGCAAGUAUGAGCCUCUUAACUUAAGAACCUAUCUAUCUUCUCAACACUAGUGGGGUUGGCAAUUCGUGUUAAUGGGUAGUGUUAUGUCAAAAUAAGACUAUAAGAGUACUUUGUUAAUCUGUCAACCCGAAUUUGAUCCAUUUUUUAAACGGAUCAAACACCAUUGACAAAAAAUACUGUCUUUUUAUUAUACAGGUAAUAAGACUAACCUAUAUAAUAAAUAGGUCAUAUAUAUAUAUAUCAUGUAACACGAUACGAUCCGUUUAGCAAUCUAUUUUUCUUAAU
Molecule: messenger RNA, 1933 nt
Organism: Cornus florida
Lineage: Eukaryota; Viridiplantae; Streptophyta; Magnoliopsida; Cornales; Cornaceae
Product: syntaxin-71-like
Exons: 10
Coding region: 387-1181 (264 amino acids)
Biological process (GO): vesicle fusion; intracellular protein transport
Cellular component (GO): membrane; endomembrane system; SNARE complex
Molecular function (GO): SNARE binding; SNAP receptor activity
Source: RefSeq, a predicted model, not a curated record